Messenger RNA from Ricinus communis (castor bean), 2710 nucleotides. RefSeq lists its product as uncharacterized. The record is from RefSeq and is a predicted model, not a curated record. The coding region runs from base 629 to 2173 and encodes 514 amino acids. The transcript is spliced from 2 exons. Lineage: Eukaryota; Viridiplantae; Streptophyta; Magnoliopsida; Malpighiales; Euphorbiaceae.
ACAUAUUUAAGCUCAAAAAUUUUGGACCAACUUAAAGGGAUACCUAAAUCCAUUAAUGGAUGUAUUUUAGUGAGGUUAAAAAGAUAGCCUUCUUAUUUUCUCCGGGGCAAAGAAAUUUUAUUUUAUAAUGCAGAAAUGGAUGAAACUAAAAAGCAAUAAAUCACCAUGCAAACACUGUAGCAAUAUCAAAAUACAAAAAGAAAAAAAAAAAAAGAAAACAAGAAAUCUCUUACGAAGUCUCUCUCUGUGUGUCUGUGUCUUAAUAUAUGGCCAGACCACCCCUCCUCUCAUUCCAUCUGUCACUUCACUCUCUUCCUCUUUCUCUCACCAGAAACCCAAAAGGCAAAUAACCAUUCUGUACACAUAUACAUACAUACAUACAUACAGUCAAUAGAAAACACACCAUUUUCUCCACUAUUCUCUCUGUACUUUCCACCUCUAUGAAGAACCCUUCUCAGACCUUAACUACCUAUUUUCUUCUUAUUCUCUCCUCUUUUCACAUUCUCUGAAAGAAGCCAGAAACAAAACAGCGUACAGAACGAACCCAGUAAUCAGUCUCUUAUCUUUUCUUCUCUUUUUUUUUUCUUUUUCUUUUCCCUCUUCAAAUUCAAAACCCACUAAUCAGAAAAUGGAAAAGAAACAAGGGUUCUUCGCAGCACUCAAAGAAGAAGUUGUCCGUGGCCUCUCUCCAUCUCGUUCUCGCUCCAACAGCCCGGCCAGAACCGCUUCACCAAUAUCGAGUUUUCUUCGUAGAAAAAAGAGUAACAGCAAUGGGUUGCAUUGUAACAAUCUUUACAUGUCACAACCUGAGGUUUUAGUAGCAAGAUCAGGGAGCUUAAGGCCAAUAGUAGGUGAAACAUUAACACCACUGAUUGAAGGUCCGGAUCCGGAUGGAUGUGAAAGUGAGUCUAAACGGGUUGUUGGUUCGGGUUUGGGUAAUUGGAUGAAAGGGCAGUUAACGAGAACUCCUUCCGUUAGUAGUGUAGCUUAUAGAAGGUCUGAUCUGAGAUUGUUACUUGGUGUUCUGGGUGCCCCUUUGGCUCCUGUUCAUGUUAGCUCUAUUGACCCUUUGCCUCAUUUAAGCAUCAAAGACACUCCCAUUGAAACUUCCUCUGCUCAGUACAUAUUGCAGCAAUAUACAGCUGCUUCUGGUGGGCAGAAGUUGCAGAAUUCUAUUAGAAAUGCAUAUGCAAUGGGAAAGGUUAAAAUGAUAGCUUCAGAAUUUGAAACACCCACUAAGGUCGUAAAGAACAGGAACGGUGCUAGAGGUGCUGAGUCGGGUGGAUUUGUGCUCUGGCAGAUGAAUCCUGAUAUGUGGUAUGUUGAGCUUGCAGUUGGGGGUAGUAAGGUUCAUGCUGGCUGCAAUGGAAAACUUGUUUGGAGGCAUACGCCAUGGCUUGGUGCUCAUACUGCAAAAGGCCCUGUUAGACCCUUGCGUCGGGCACUACAGGUGAAGUUUUGUGCUCUAAUUGUUCUGGUGCUUCUGCCCUUAUAUUUUGAUGUUAAUUGUCUGCCCAUUUCAGUAUAUGCAACUUAUUUACUAUUUCAGGGUCUUGAUCCAAGAACCACAGCUAGUAUGUUUGCUGAUGCAAGGUGUAUAGGAGAGAAGAAGAUUGAUGGUGAGGAUUGCUUUAUCCUAAAGCUAUGUGCUGAUCCUGAGACACUCAAAGCUAGGAGUGAAGGCCCUGCAGAGAUCAUAAGGCAUGUUUUGUUUGGGUACUUCAGCCAAAAGACUGGACUCCUUGUUCAUAUGGAGGAUUCACAUCUGACCCGCAUUCAAUCUAAUGGUGGCGAUGCAGUUUACUGGGAAACCACAAUCAAUUCAUUCCUUCAUGAUUACAAACCUGUUGAAGGAAUCAUGAUUGCCCACUCAGGUCGCUCUGUGGUGACCCUAUACAGAUUUGGCGAGGUGGCUAUGAGUCAUACCAAGACAAAGAUGGAGGAAGCUUGGACCAUUGAAGAGGUUGCGUUUAAUGUUCCAGGCCUUUCACUAGAUUGUUUCAUCCCCCCAGCGGACCUAAGAUCAGGGUCUAUCAGUGAAGCCUGUGAGCUCCCUCAGGAUGAAAGAGGAAAAAGUGCAAUGGCAUUAGCAGCUCAUAGGGCAAAAGUUGCAGCACUAGAGAAAGAACAUGACAGCAACACUGAUAACAUGAUAUGGAAGAUGGAGGUCUAACUAAGGGUAGGACUGAAUUAGGGAAACUGUUUAUACCUCUAGCUAGUUUUAAUUGACUAACCCAUUAGAAGUGGCAAAAUUGAACUUGAAGUCAUUUUUUUGGACUCUGGGAUAUGCCUCUGUUAAUCUGUAAAUAGAGCAUAAUCAUUCACUGGUUCAAACUUAGGCCUGGAUGAAUCUUUAUACUCUUAAUACAGAAUCCAACUAGGGAGUUGGAGCUCGGUCUUCCAGAUAGGGAUAGAGCGGAUGGAGGUUCAGUUUUAGUUUACCUUCCAUGACUAGAGGAAAGUGGUGAAGCUUUAACACAGCAGAAGCCAUUGACCUUCUUAUAGUUCUAAUGUUUUUGCUUGAAUGCAUACAACAGUGUCAGUAGCAGCAAGAAGGAAAACUGCUACUGGCCUACAUGAAUUUAACUCCAUUGUCUAGUUUGUUACAUUUCUGUUUGCAAGUUUCUUACCCUUUUUGUGUGUUUUCUUAAUUGAUGUAAAAGUUGUUUCUAUAUAUUGAAAGAAAUGGGAAGUUUUCUGAAUUUGAUAA